AUGCGACGCAGCGGGGUGGACGCGAGCGCGGGCGUGCUUGUCAAGUGCGAUCCGCCGACGAAGCAGUACCUCAAACACCUCAACGCGGUGCCUGGGCAGAAAAAGUUUAUCAUCCAAGACCUUGACGAAACACACCUCUUCAUCGAUCCGAGCCCCGUCGUGAUGGAGUUCAUCAAGAAGAAGAUCGACGAGUGGAACGACGCCAACACGUACCAGCCGCCCACCAACUAA
Saprolegnia diclina VS20 is the source of this 231-nucleotide messenger RNA. RefSeq lists its product as hypothetical. Gene Ontology annotation, cellular component: transcription factor TFIIH holo complex; transcription factor TFIIH core complex. The transcript has 3 exons. The coding region runs from base 1 to 231 and encodes 76 amino acids. The record is from RefSeq and is a predicted model, not a curated record. Lineage: Eukaryota; Oomycota; Saprolegniomycetes; Saprolegniales; Saprolegniaceae. Gene Ontology annotation, biological process: nucleotide-excision repair; transcription initiation at RNA polymerase II promoter; nucleotide-excision repair, preincision complex assembly.